UUUCCUCUACAACCUUGUCCCAUCACUCCUUCCCCGCCCCUCUGUUGUCUUCAUCCUCCUCCUUCUUGGAUUUGUGCCCAUCCAUCAUCAGAAUUUCAUUUUCGGCGUCAUUAUGCUUGGCGUUCUUUUUGUGGCAUCCAUCCUUUUUCGCCCUGUUCCUCCUCUGCGUCCAACAUUCUCCUUUCUUCCGGGCGUUUCUCUCUCUCUCUCUGCCUCUCAACUCCCAUUCUCUUUUGCGGUAGGCGGUCGCUUGCUGUCGCUCGUGAAUUUUCUUAGUUUUUGUUUUUAUCCAUAUUCUUCCUUGUAGGUUCUGUUUACUCCGUUCGAGCUUCGUUGCGUCGACAGCUUCAAACAAAAGACUCUCUUUGUGGCUCAUUACCUAGUACAGCUACCCGGUCUCUUCGCUGGUGCAGUCAUGCCUCCUCUACGGUUAAAACCCUAGGUGGUUGCAGACCGGGAGGGGUUAGAGGGAGGGAAGGCGGUGGUGAAAGUUCUGUGGGCGGAGAUUACUUGAACGGAGAACAUGGAAGACGAGGAUGCCGAGCUCGAGGAAGGAGAAGCCAAGGAGGCCCUCGAUCCUGAUACCGACUUUUCUUACCUCGUUUCCCCUGCAUUGUUACGAGAACCUUCCAGCCUUCGCAUGGCGUCCCGCCGAUGCAGCGAAGGAUACGAGAUUGGAAAUGUUAUUGGGUGACUGUCAAAAGGAGUUUCAAGGGGGCAACCUUUCUACAGAGAAACUGGGGUCCAAGUACGGAGGCUAUGGCACAUUCCUACCAACCCAUGCUCGUGUCCCAUCUAUGUUAUCCGAUCCCCAUCCAGCACCGACUGCUGCCGACGCUUCACGGCCUGCGGGAGAAGGAUUGAGCAUUUCAACAGAGCCUUCGAGGCGUUCCGUGGGAUCUUCAGUGCAACAAAUCAGCACGAGAGGCAACGGUGUCGUGAGUACUUUAGCAACCAAUAAUAAGGUGAAGUUAAAAAUUAAAUUAGGUAAACAAUAUGUGGAUACAGAGGAAGCGAAACGAAAGGCACUCUACAACGGAAUUGGCUUGGGCGAUUUUUCAGAUGAUGAACCAUCUUUAGACGACGAUGAUGACAGCCAUUCCCGUUCAAACGCGGAAUCCCCUGAACCAAGUUUAAUGGCCAUAAUCGAGAUGAUGACAGCGCUCUGUCCGGAAGGAGGUUUGCUCUCUCCACUGUCGGAUAACACAAUCGGGAUUAUGGACGUCAAGAAUUCUAAUUCUUACAUGCAUAAAUCUGGGAUCUCCCCUUCUGCUACUUUAAAUACGUAUAUUUCUGCAAAUAAGGUCGAUUUGGAAUCCCCUUGUGUGCCUGAUUCAGAUUGUAGGAAAAGCAAAGGGUUUGAGUCUGAUAAGCAUUCUACAGAUGGUAAAAAGGGUGGUGACAUCGUUGCCCACUCUAAUGGUGGGAGAAAAUCUAGAAGGGAUUUUGAUGCAAAUAAGUCAUCUGUAAAAGAACGUCAGUUGAAAUCUGGCACGAACGAAAACUCUAAAUCGGAGCAUCUUGAUUCUUUCGAUGAGAAAGGGAUGGAAGUACUUGGGAAAGAGGAAUUCGAUUUAGUGAAAAGUUCUCGGAAGCAACUUGAAGUGAAUAAACCCUCGGCUAUGGAUGGUCAAAAGGAUAGGGAAGCUACAGAUGGUAAAGGACCUGAGAAAUCUCAUGCCUCGAAAAACAGAGACAGUAAAGAUUUGUCUCGACCUAAAUCAACCGGGAAAACUUCUGCAUUGAGGGAAAGUGAGGCCGUUCGAAUGAUUGACAAUGUCAAGGAGAGUAAUCACAAGGUCAUUAGCCUGCUCGAGUCCAGAAAACAAGGAAAGGACGAUUGCAAAAGCUCAGCACUUGGAAGAUUCAAAGAGAACCCCAAGGAAAGGCUUGAGGAUAACCUAAGGAAGGACGUCGCAGGAGAGACGAAAGCCAAAGAUCUGAUCCGGGAAGGUUCUAAGCCCGGAAGUGCUACCAAGAAAUCUAAUAGCAGCGUCACUGCUCGUAAAGGUGUUCCACAUGAGCAGAAGAAUUCUAAGAAUGCUCAGGACAAGAAAUCGCUUGUGAAAGACUUUGAGAAUGAACGAAAGAGCAUGACAGAAUCAGUGGUUGGAAAGGAAGAAGAGAAAUUUCCAGCACCUGUUGAGGCUGCGCCAGUCUCUUUGGUGGUCCCCCAGCUGGUCUUAGACAACUGGGUCGCCUGUGACAAGUGUGAGACUUGGCGGUUGUUGAUGCCCCAUGUAGAUCCAAAAUCACUACCCAAAAAAUGGAGGUGCAGGAUGAUGGAUUGGCUGCCGAACAUGAACAACUGCAAGUGGUUGGAGGCAGAGACCACAGCAGCAGUGUACGCUCUUCUGGGGUAUCAGAAUCCUGCUCUACCUGCUGCAGGCCUUCCAGCGGCGGGUGCUGCCCCUGUUACAUUCCUGGCUCCAAUCUCAUUGGCAGAUCCUGUGGUGGACGAGUGGGCCGGUGAAGUGGAUAACAAAAAGUCUUUUUUUCCUAAAAAGGAUGUACCAGGGAAGUUGGGGGCCGCUAUUGCUAAAGUCGGUGGGGACAAAGAGAUUGAUGGAGCAAUGAAAAGUAAGAAUAUCAAUUAUGCCGGUCUUGAUAAUUCUGGUGAUGGUAUAGCAGGGAGCGACAACUAUAAGCAUAAGCAUAAGGAAAAAGCCAAGCGUACACGUCCCAGUGAAGGUGAAGACACACGGAUCAAGAAGAAAGUUUUGCAGGAACAAGAGCGUAAUGUCGACGCACCGCAAUGGAGCAAGGAGUCUAUGGACCUAGAACUUCCACAGGUUUACAAGGAGAGAACGGGAGUUUUACUACCAGGAGAAACACAGGGUAGUGGUCCAGGCAAGAGGAAGAAGACAGGGACUGCUGAGGAUCUGGAUGAGAUUCAAAAUUCGAAGAGGAGCAAGCUUGAUAGGUCAAAGUUACAAUAUGAUGACCUACAGGAUCCAAGUGAGAACUGUCUGGAAACAGAUAAGCGGGUCAAUGUACAGAAAUUAAAAAGAGAAAUUUCAGUUCAGAAGCCAGGCGAUAAUUUACACACUAUCAUACACCACAAAGAGACGAAUGAUAUCAACUCUGUCUUGGAAGACCUCAGGGAUCAUGACGGGGUUGAGAAACGCGGAGAAGUCAGGGAUCAAGGCAGAAAUUCAAAAGGUUUAGAGAAGCAGAAAAAAUCAAAGGAGGAUGCCAAUGACUCUGAUCAAAGAACGUGGAAGAAGCGCAGGGACGAUACAUCCUACCACAGACCUAGCCAAUCGAGUCCACCAGGAAAAUCGACGUACGAGAGGGAAGAUUUCAAUCGUUCAACGUCGUCUAAGGUUUCUAACUCAUCCUCAGGAUCAUCCGGCCUAGGGUUGAGGGGCGUUGGCUCUCCUCUGGAAUCUACUGUCUCAUCGUCACCUGUGAGAGUAGGAAAUGGAAAUAGAGACCUAUUCUAUAAUAGAGUUGCUUCAGGUCAUGCCACUUCGGGAAUUGACACUGGUAUGCAGUUGUCACCAGGCCCCAAGCAUGCUCGGGCUCCCUCCCGUGGAUCAUCUUUGGACGAAGGAGAAUACCGGCUUCCUGGGGUUAUACAGAAUACCUCGAGAUGUGGUAAGCAAGACUCUGGUGGUGAGGCUCGUGAUGAUGUUUGGUAUGAUGGGGAAGAUAGAGAAGCAGAUCGUGGGCAUAAUCAACAUUCAGAGCGGCUUCUACACAACUCCGGGGAUAUGGAUGAUGAUGGCCAACAACUAAGACGCCGAGGCAAUCGUGAGCGUGAUAGUGAUUCCAGGCGGUUUGAUAUCAGGGAUCACGAUGAUGUCGACCAUAGUGAUCACCAUGUUAAGGAGAGAAAUAAUGCAAGAGAUAACAAAUGCCGUCCUCCACGAGACUGUGGUCAGGAGAAAAUUACGCUGGGGCGCGGGGGUAGGGUUGCUCCUAGCAGCAAAGAUAUCAAUCGAGAAGGAGAUAGGAUUGUUUCAAACAUGUGUAAAGAUGGCGGAGGAACCGCGGUAGGACCGGCGGAUCUCAAUAAAAGGCCAGUCGCUUCUUCAAAUACUCGCGGUGGGGUCGAUAGAGGGGAGGCAUUGAAACGGGAAGUUACAGAAGCUCGGUUAGCAAAGCCCUUGGUCGUGGAGAUAGCUACAGUUAGCCCUGCAAAGAAGGAACAUGAUCACGCUAUUCAAACAUCAAAGAAAUAUAUGCAAGAUGCGAAAGAUUUGAAGCACUCAGCAGAUCGACUGAAGAUGAAACAGAAAGCACCAACUUUUGCUGAUGAAACAGAAAGCACCAACUUGUAUUUACAGUCAGCUCUGAAGUUCUUACAAUCUGCAGCAAUACUGGAACCUCUACAGUCAGAGAGUAGCACUUUAAAGUCGAUGGAACUCUACAAGGACACAGCUGGCCUUUGCGAGUUCUGUGCUUGCCAGUAUAAACGACGGGGGGAUCUUAGAGCUACAGCUCUGGCUUACGCAUGUGCCGCCGUAGCUCGUACAAGGCUUAUGAUAUCAAAGAAAACAUUCUUUGCAAAUGACUGUAAGGAGUUCCAGUCUGCUAUAGAGUCGAAGUCUGGCCCACAAGUUCCCUCAAACGGGGAGUCUCCGUCAUCUUCUUCAGCCUCAGAUGUGGACUAUCUCAAUAAGCACCACGGUUUAAUUUCUGGUAACAAGGCCUUGUUGGGCAAGGCAGCAAUUGUAUUCCCUCAAGUGGUAUCGGGAGCAAAUGGCACUUCAGUCAGCAUUCCUGCAAGGCUGCGGCCAGUUGCGACUCGAUUUCUAAAAGAUGCUCAGGACAUGAGUUUGCUACUGGAGUCAUGGCAGAAAGCUGCAGAUGCUACAACAAAGGCGGAAGCAAGUAAGGAGACACAGGGUUUGGCUGCCGUGAAGCACGUGGGGGAGUUGGGCGGUCUGGGUGAUAUAGAUGGAGUUGUACGAUUAGUGCGGGUUGCACUGGAUGCUAUCGGCCACUAGUUAGGCGAGGCACUUGCCAGAGAUCCGAGAAUGGAGAAGAGGAUGGCGGUGAGUUUGUAAAACGAUUUUUUAGGGUUUUGCUCAGGACAUGAGUAAACGAAUCCUGGUUGAGCAAACCUUAAGUGAAUACUUGUACCAGUAUAUUGUUACAAAACAAAGUUUGAAUAGGUUAGGACAACAUUGCUUCCACCUACCCGAUCUCUCAACCAAAUGGCUGGAGAGAUUCAGACAUUAAAAUCGUCCACAGUUGGAAAUUAGUUACAAUUAAAUCGUAGAUUUUUGUUAAAGUAGAUAAUUCUUAUAUACUUCAUCGACUUCGUUGCCCAACAAAAGUCGAGUAAUGUUUUCAACAGUUGUACAAAUUUUCUUUGAGUAUAUGAUACGACCACGAGUAGCAACAAAAAAUGUUGCUAUAGUUGAUUGCUUCUACUGGUCUUUUUGCCACUUUC
Messenger RNA from Physcomitrium patens, 5404 nucleotides. Its product is annotated as cysteine-tryptophan domain-containing zinc finger protein 3. Lineage: Eukaryota; Viridiplantae; Streptophyta; Bryopsida; Funariales; Funariaceae. Gene Ontology annotation, molecular function: zinc ion binding. The record is from RefSeq and is a predicted model, not a curated record.